Messenger RNA from Chelonus insularis, 1729 nucleotides. Its product is annotated as pyrethroid hydrolase Ces2a-like. The transcript is spliced from 7 exons. The record is from RefSeq and is a predicted model, not a curated record. Bases 47 to 1720 code for a protein of 557 amino acids. NCBI's taxonomy places the organism in Eukaryota, Metazoa, Arthropoda, Insecta, Hymenoptera, Braconidae.
UUUAUCUUUUUUAUUACAUCAAGUUAUUGUUGAAGAAUUAAAAAAGAUGAAUUUUGCACAUUUCAAAUUUCUCGUUUUAUUCAAUGCUCUUAAAAAUAAUCUUCAAUCUAAUUUAACUGAAGUAGUAUAUACAGAUAAAGGACCGGUUCAAGGAGAAUUUCGCACCACUGUACAAAAUAAAAUAAAAUAUUCAGCAUUUCGAGGUAUUCGUUAUGGAAAACCACCUGUCGGAUAUGCCAGAUUUAAGCCACCAGAAGAAGCAGAUCCGUGGAGAAAAGUAUUUAAUGCAACAUCAGAAGCUACACCCUGUCCUCAAAGAGACAUAAUAAAUAAAGUGUAUGUUGGCGAUGAAGACUGUUUGAAUCUCAAUGUGUAUACCCCUAAGACAAAUUUUAAGAAGACAAAUGACAAGUUAUUACCUGUUAUGGUAUGGUUACAUGGCGGUGGAUUUUACAGUGGUUGGACUAAUAUAUCUUUUUUUGGACCGGAUUUUUUGAUAGAAGAAAAAGUUGUUGUAGUAGCAGUUAAUUAUCGUCUUGGAGCAUUGGGAUUUUUAGCUUUAAAUCACACUAAUGCGACUGGGAAUGCUGGGUUGAAGGAUCAGUUGUUAGCUUUAAAAUGGGUAAAUAAAAAUAUUAAAAAGUUUGGAGGAGAUCCCAAUCUCGUGACACUUUUUGGUCAUAGUGCUGGUGGUGUUUCGGUUGAUUAUCACAUACUUUCGAAGGCUUCAAAAGGGUUAUUUCAUCGAUCUAUUAGCAUGAGUGGAUCUCAUUAUUGCCAAUGGGCAUAUUCCCGUCCCAAGGAAGCAGAAAGUCAAGCUUUUAAUCUUGCUUUCUUUCUUCAUUUGAAUAUAACUGAUAGAAAUAAAGAUGAACUUUUAACAAGCUUAUAUAAAAUACCACCCCAAGAUAUAGUUGAAGCAACAAGAAACCUCCACAAUAUUGAUUUACCAUUUAAACCGACGUUAGAAGAUCCUUUAGUUGCUGGUGAUAGUGCAUUUUACUCUCAAUGUUCUGAUGAUAUUUAUAAAUCUGGUAAUUUUAGUCAUGUACCUCAUAUGACUGGUUUUAUGAAAGACGAAGCAUUGACAAUAGGGCCAGGAGACAGUAUGUUGAUGAUAAAAAAAACGUUAAAUGAAGGAGAUAGGGUCAUUAAAAAUUCGAGUAAUUUUCUCUCCUUUCCAUGGAAAAAUUUUUAUGCGUAUAUGGUAACGCAAGGAGCUUCACUUCUUUUAACUAGUGUAUCCGAAGCAGCAUUUAUUAAAGAUAUCGAUGCAAAACAACAAAUAAUGACCCAAUACAGUACUGCGCCUGUUUAUUUUUACGGAAUUUCAUUUACGUCAACCAUAUCUAUACAUGAACGAAUUCAUCAUAUUAAUAUGAAAGGUGCUGCUCAUGAGGAUGAAUUAGCUUAUUUUUGGUAUGUGUCUCUUCUGGAGUAUCCUGAAGAUCCUAAAAAUCCUUUCAUAAUUAUGAAAAAUCGUAUUACUCGAAUGUGGACAAAUUUCGCAAAAUAUGGAAAUCCUACUCCUGACGGAGAAUCCGAUCCUCUUCUUGGUAUAAAAUGGACGGAAGCCAAAGUUGACGGUAAAUUUUUGGACAUUAAUGAAGAUUUAACUAUGAAAAAAAAUUCUAUUAGUGCAGCCUCACAAUUGUUUUCAUAUGCCAUUCAUGGCUUUGGAACAAAUUAUCAAUGCUCUAAUAGUCAAAAUAGUUCCUAAAGUGUAUAA